Molecule: messenger RNA, 6044 nt
Organism: Ostrinia nubilalis (European corn borer)
Lineage: Eukaryota; Metazoa; Arthropoda; Insecta; Lepidoptera; Crambidae
Gene: Atg16
Product: autophagy-related protein 16-1
Exons: 15
Coding region: 223-1935 (570 amino acids)
Biological process (GO): autophagosome assembly
Cellular component (GO): autophagosome membrane
Molecular function (GO): protein binding
Source: RefSeq, a predicted model, not a curated record
UGAUAAACUGCGAUUGGCACGAAAAAAUAGUUUACUGAUUUUAAUAUUUUUCUGUAUGUAUAAUUAAAGAUAUCAACUUAAAAAUAAUGUUAUAAGUUGUCCGAAUAAUUACUUUGAACUAUUUCAAAUAAUUAAGCUAGUGGUAUUGCAACAUCAUGACAUCUGUUUGUUUUGAUUUAAAGUUUUAAUUAAUUUACAUUAAUUCCUAUAAAUCAAGUCAAAAUGGAAGGAGGUGAAUGGAGAAGUACCAUUAUAAGUCAGCUCCAAGCCAGGAAUAAGUAUGAAACGACUGCUUUCCAGGAUAUUAUUACUUUUCAAAGUAGACUGUUUGACAAUGUGAAUACUCUGAAGAAUGAAAAUUUACAGUUGACGUUAGUUAAUGAGAGAAUUAGAUAUUCAAGCACAGAUAAUGUUCUAUCGCCUGGUGGUAGCGGUAACAAUGAAAGGAUACAAGCUUUAGAACAGAAAAUACUAGUACAGCAAGAGGAGCUAACGUCGCUCCACAGACGUAGAGGAGAAAGUGCACAACAAAUCAUUAACCUCAACACUCGAGUGCAUGAUUUAGAAAAAGAAUUACAGGCAAAAGAUAUUAUAAUUUCAGAAAACACAGCUUUAAUAGCAUCUUUACGAGCUGAAAUACAAAUGUAUGAAACAAACAUGACUGAGUUGCAAGGAUUGAAUCAAGUAUUACGAGACGAACAUCAAGCAUUACAGAUGGCUUUUGCAGCUAUAGAAGAGAAAUUAAGAAAAGCUCAGGACGAAAACCGGUCGUUAGUGGAUAGGUUAAUAAAGUACAAAGCUAAGGAUGCCGACAAGAUGAAUGAAGAAAAUGAGCAUUUUCUCAAGUCAAGCAACCCUACCGCGUUUUUCAUCAACACGUUUGGUAGAGUUAGUUUCGGAAAGAAGAGCGAUAAGCUUCGGAAAGAGUUGGAGGAAGCCGCGAGAGAAGGGGGCAGUAGGAGUAGUGGUGGUUCGCCUGGUGGUUCGGAUGACAAGAUCAUGGAGUCGAUGCCGUUUUAUGCCACGACGUUGCCCACCAAAGUAGCGCUGAGAUUUGACGCGCAUGAUGGCGAGGUUAACGCCGUCAAAUGGAGCCCUACCGAUCGCAUGGUUGCGACGGGAGGGACCGAUAGAAAGGUUAAAUUGUGGGAUGUGUCGAAGUUGGGUCUGGUGGAGAACAAAGGCACCCUAGUGGGGUCCAACAAAGGAGUUAUGUCAGUGGACUUCGACUCCUCGGGCGCGUACAUCGUGGGAGCGUCCAACGACUUCGCGAGCCGGGUGUGGUCGGUCGGCGAUCAACGGCAAAGGCACACAUUAACGGGCCACAGUGGGAAAGUGAUGGCCGCCAAGUUCCUCGGGGAGCACACUAAAGUCAUCACCGGCAGUCACGACCGGACCCUAAAAGUGUGGGACCUGCGGAGUAAAACGUGUACAGAAACAAAAUUCGCUGGAUCGUCUUGCAACGACCUGGUGACGUCAGACGGCGCGGGGUCUACCAUCAUAUCAGGGCACUUCGACAAGACGAUACGAUUCUGGGACAUUCGGACAGAGAACUCUGCCAACCACAUCCUGCUGCAAGGCAGGGUGACGUCACUAGAUCUCAGUAGAGACAGUAACUAUCUGCUGGCAUGCGGGCGGGACGACACAAUACAACUAAUAGACCUGCGGAUGAACACGAUAGUACGCUCUUUCAGUCACGAGUCAUUCAAAGUGGGGUGCGACUGGUCGAGGGCGGCGUUCGGGCCGGCUGGGCGGCUGCUCGCCGUGGGCGGGGCAGAUGGCUCGGUUUACGUUUGGAACACGCACACUGGCCGGUUAGAAGCAAUACUCAAGGAACACUCGACACCGGUGACGGCGGUGUCAUGGCAUCCACAGUCGGGUCUGCUGGCGUCUGUCGACAGGAGCAACCGUGCAGUGAUAUGGGGGGACUUGUGACAGGCAUGGGACUCCCUGCCGCCUCCCGCUGAACCUAAGGUUUCAAGAUGCGAGGAGGCGCUUGAAGACGGGGACUCCGGGGAGGUGAUUCACUUCCUCCGAGGCAUAACCACCGAUAUAUUCCAUCGGUUCACUGACUAACCUCAAGUCUCUAAAGUCUUCUCUUUAUUCCCUAAUAACUUUAGCUAGUUUUAUUUCAAUUGAGUAAAAGUCAUCACAAUGUCCUUUACUUUUUCACAACUAUUUGUAAGACUUCUUUGAUCAUUUUUUACGUCUUGUUGACAUACAUAUAAAUACUGUGCUACUCGUACCGUGUAGAGUGUCAAACAUUUUAAAUAAUAGUCAUUAAAAGACGCCUUGGGUUCCGUUACGCAAAAUAACUUUUUGUAAAUGUAUUCUUAGCUAAAGUACCUGCCCAUCCUUGUUAAAUCGCCGCGGAUUUAUUGUUUGAUGAUGAGUAGUUUGUUACAAAGAAAAUAAAUGUGAAGUGCUAAAUUAUUUACUUUUAACGUCAAAUUGACGUGCUCAAAUAUUUUAGAGUGGGUGGGCAAUGAAAAGUUAUUUUACGCCUACAUCUUCGGUUUAGAUGUGACACUUCAUGACUAAAAAAUAGGUAAAACGAGAUUUCGAUGCAGAACGUUUCAAAUCAUAUUUUCGGUGUUUACUUACUCGUCCUUAUCUGCAUUACAAUUUAAUUUUGAUUGAAAAAAAUCAGAGUACUUCUUAAGCUACAUUUCUCUUACCUUUUAAACUGUGACAAAGUUUCUGACUUUCCUGAAAAAUAUUAUAGUUUGCAAGGUGUCACAUAAAGAUCGAAGAUAUUUGAAUAAAUCUUUUAUUGAUUGUAGUUAGGAAUUUUGUAUUUUUGCAAGGGUGCUUUUACGUCACAAAGUGUAUUUAAUUUUAUAAUGACGCUCUAUCACACAGCGUUUCGACACUCAAUUAAUCAUUUUGGCAUUAAUAUGUAUUGGAAACUUAAUACUGACACUACGCUGGUUUAGGCGAGUGUUGAACUGUUGAUGUAUAAGCCAAACGGGACGGCCUUUUGUCUUCUGACUUAUGUACAUAUUAUUAUAGUUUGAUUUCAUUCCUGAUCUUAGCUUCGGAUGUAUCUGCGGUCAUUGUUCUGAGCAUUGUGAGUUAUUAGUUACUAGUAUUGUAUACAGGUAUGAUCAUUUGUAUAGUCGGAAAUGUUAUAGGCAGCUGUAAUGUUAUACUUCAAUAAGAUUUCUCAUGAGAUGGGACUGUGUGUUGACUCUAUCUGUAAUGAGUUUUCUUGUAUAAGUUGUACGUCAUAGAAUAGUUGUCAACGGUUACGUGCUAAUGCACGAGCUUUACAUUAUUUUUAGAUGAUAUAGCAAUACUAUCACGAUUUUUUUUUCAAUGUUAAAGAAUUUUACAUUGUAAGAAUAUAACUUAGAUAUCUAAAAACCGUUACAAGCAAAAUACCGCCCCAAUAUGAAAUGCUUGCGCACAAUCGUUGCUAUAUUGAAGUCAUAGUUUUAACAGUUCUAUUUUUGUAAAGAUUGUCAUUUGCUUGUCGCUCUACGUUACAAAUAAAUACGGAAAUGAGAAUUUGCGAGUGAUUUACUGCUUGGCAUGUUUGUAUUAUCGAGUUGACAUCAUAUUUGUUUUACUUAACAGAUCUCGGGCCACCUGCGCUUCCCGAAGUCUCUCAUUAGCAAACAAUGAUCGGGCGUCGCCGGCGCAGUGAUAGUUGUAGGGCCAGGCUGCGCCGCUCGAUGCGCGUAAAUAUGGCGGAUUCGAACCAAAAAGGAAACUGGGUCCGAAACUAAAAUAGCCACUGCCGUAUCAGGCGGGUUCACUCUUAAUAUUCGGCGAUAAUGUAUUCUGAAUAUUUGCGAGUAUGAUGACAUAAUAUUUGCGAGUUUUCCUAGCGAUCACUAUGAAUGAUCAUAAAGAAAUGAAUUGAAAAUUCUUAGACUUUUCGAAAUGCGAAAGUAGUUGCCAAAAGACAUGUUUUUGAACUAUUUUUGGUGCUAAGAAGAAUGUGUCGUUUAAGGAUUAGGUACGUAGUGUAGUUCGGACAGAGCUGGCUCCGGAGCUAUAUCGCGAUCAAUAAACUGCUGGGACCGAUAAGAGCGGGUGGCGCGCGCCGCGGGCGACACAUCUAUAAUCUGUGACGUGUGUUUUGACAGCAGCGCUGCGCCACUUUUUCAACGUCAUUUUUUACCAAGCCCCGCACCCGACAGUUCGACGACCCCGCACUAAAGUUUUAUUUUCACAUGUAAUUACGCAUAUAGCCGACCGCUUAAUUACCGAAAACGGCCGCGACGCCGGCACCUGGAAUUCGAUUGAAAAAACGUCAAAUCUGGCGCCGCUCUUAAAUUAUGCUUCGUUAGCCUUCACCUUCCUUAUACGGCUGCGUUUAAGACUAUUUUAAGACGGUGAACCGGCGUUGCUUGGGCGCCUCGUCUCUCUACAUAUUUUUGCUUCUUGCCAAAAAAACUUGUCAUACUCUUCGAGGAUAUUAUUAAGUACUUGUGAUUACCAAUGUCUCUACGUUAAAUUGAUUGAUAUCUUCGUAACGGUGGCGCAAAUGUAUCGAUAGCCAUUAAAACUAGUCACUUUUAAUUCUGUUAGUGUUACAUUCGCCUUAUUUUUCACACUUUUCGCUUGGAUUGAAUAUUUUAUUCGCAUUUAGCGGUGUUGGGUGCUAUGUGCUAAUGCUUGUUGGGGAAUUAAAAAUGUAAAUGAAGUUUAACUGUGAAGAAAGAAUAUUGCUUUUAAAGCCAUGGAAUUGGAGCCGUUUAUGUUUAGCACCGUUGCUUGGAUGUUGUUUGGGAUUUACGAUUGGACGUCCUUGUUAAAGGUGGUUCAGUUAGUGUCAAAUUUAUAGGUUUUAGAAUACAGGUUUAGUCCGUUUAUGGUAAUUAGUUGGCGCUUUGUAGUUCAAACGCACCCAAUAUUGUUAUAAUUUAUGUUGUGCGAGACCGCAGUCCAGACUAUGAUUGCCGUUUGUGUGGGGCACUCUGAUAGUUUUUCGCGGCUCGUAAAUAAAUCACUUUCAUUUAGAGUGAUUUAUUAAACUCGUUCAUUAACUAUUAAUGCUAGUUACUGUUUUCAAACUUUUUCACACGUUUAUAAGAAUUGUGCCAAUUAUCGUAUUAGGUAAGUUUUUGAUUUUUGAACAAAAUAUAAAUUGAAAAGUGUGUAAGGUUUGGACUAUACCGCAUUAGUAACGAACAAAGUUAAUAAAAUUGCAAAAGCUCUCAGUGGAGUGUUUCCCGAAAUUUUCCGAAUCAACUCCUUUAACUGCUUUCUAAUAUACUACCUAUCUACUACCUAUCUACCUACAUCACAAACUUAUAUCUGUUAUACUAAAAAGCUAAAACUUUCAGUGUGCCCUAUGCGUUAUACGUAGAGUCGUAUUAUUUAUAGAACUAUGUAUAAUACCAACCGAUAUGUUUUUUAAAUUCUAUACCUACUUAUAUUAAUUUUGGUAAAAUUUUUACAAAUUAGAGAGACAACAAAGCUUAUUGUAUAAAAACAUGUGCCUUUAGUUAGUUAUAAGAGUGUAAAAGUACUUAUGCAUAAUUGUCCUAAUUAUGAAGGAACAUAAUAAACACGUUCCGUGUUUUUUGAUUCCAACACUCGUAGGUGUCGAUUAUUUUAUACUCUUACUAUUUGUUCUCGAAAGUCAUUUUUGAUGAAUAAUUUUAAGUAAUAGUUAAUGUUGUAAGUACAUAGCUUUACAAAGACUGUUGUCGUUAUAUUUUUAACAACCUUACACGUCGAAGCGGACCGCUAGGUUCAUGUUUUAUAAUGAGUUUUUUCUCAGUUAAAUGCGAAAAUUCCAACUCAUAAAGUUUAUGACGAAUUAUCGUAUGUAAAUAUAUGUGGAAGCAUAAUAUUUGUGAACGCUUCGUCUAGACAUUCAGCUAGAAAAUUGCUAUGUUGUACUGGCUUUCAGAUGCCUUAUACUUUAAAUAUUUUUAUAUGAAAUGUAUUAUAUUGUAUAGAGCACGUUCGCGUACGGUGAACCAAUCGGUCAGCAUUGCGUAAAUUAAGAUUGUAACUAUGUUCAUCACUUUUAUUCUACGACUGUAUAUUCAAUAUGGAAAUAAAAUAUGUGUUAUUAUUGCUAA